AUGGAGCUCACUUUCAUCUCGUUGUUGCCAAGAACGAUGCUUAACCGGGGCGACGAGGCAAGUAGGCGAUUCGCAUGUAUCGUCUUAGAUUGUGUCCUGGACUUGAUCUCCUGUGUGGGUGUGGAGCUCAUGAUUGUGCUAAGCUAUGCAAGUGACUACAACGUAAGUGUGAUGGGAUUCUGGGACUUCAUGUGGCAAAACGAUGAGUGGGCAGCGCGAGCUUUAAAUGAAUUUCGGAUGGUCUUCGUGGUCUCUUUGUCGGAUUUGGCAAGUCGCGCCAUCUUCUCACUGGGUCUAAUACUUACAACCACAAAUAUGAAGGAAUUGCUGCAAUGCCUUCCACAACAGAGGCUGCGCACCCAAUGUGCACGACUAAUGCUACGUGCAGCUCAUCUAUUCUUUGGAGCAUGGGGGGUUGUAGUACUAGGACUACACAUUCACGCGUCUAUGCAGCCAACACUAAGUCAGUGCUUACUACAAGUUCGACCGUGGGCAACAUCACGUCCAUCCUGUUACUUAGUCGGUCUUGAUUGCCACACCUCUACUGUCGUUCAACUUCUCAUUCGCCACUGUCCGACGUUAGAGAUCCCACCUUCCAUUAGCAAGUUCCACAGUCUUCAUGGCGUCAAAGUGUACAACUCGACAAUCGUCGACUGGGAUGACUCAGCUGCAUUCACGAGUGAGAACCACCCAAACGUUUUAUCACUGUACCUUGUCCGUGUCAACAUGACCGACGGUGUGUUGCCUGCGGGAUUGCACUCGCUCGAUUUCCCGCCCAAUCUUCGCGAUAUCGAGUUCUGCGUCACAAACCUGCAGGCGAUUCCACAAGAUCUCGACCUCAAUUGA
Phytophthora infestans T30-4 is the source of this 846-nucleotide messenger RNA. RefSeq lists its product as uncharacterized. Bases 1 to 846 code for a protein of 281 amino acids. The transcript has 6 exons. The record is from RefSeq and is a predicted model, not a curated record. NCBI's taxonomy places the organism in Eukaryota, Oomycota, Peronosporomycetes, Peronosporales, Peronosporaceae.